This is a messenger RNA of Saimiri boliviensis boliviensis (Bolivian squirrel monkey), 2104 nucleotides long. RefSeq names its product interleukin 12B (gene IL12B). Gene Ontology annotation, cellular component: membrane. The record is from RefSeq and is a predicted model, not a curated record. Gene Ontology annotation, molecular function: cytokine receptor activity; protein binding. Lineage: Eukaryota; Metazoa; Chordata; Mammalia; Primates; Cebidae.
CAGGGCCGUUGGAGUCUGCAUCCUACCCAGAGCAAGAUGUGCCACCAGCGGUUGGUCAUCUCUUGGUUUUCCCUGGUUUUGCUAGCAUCUCCCCUCGUGGCCAUAUGGGAACUGAAGAAAGAUGUUUAUGUCAUAGAAUUGGAUUGGUACCUGGAUGCCCCUGGAGAAAUGGUGGUUCUCACCUGUGACACCCCUGAAGAAGAUGGUAUCACCUGGACCUUGGACGAGAGCAGUGAGGUCUUAGGCUCUGGCAAAAACCUGAUCAUCCAAGUCAAAGAGUUUGGAGAUGCUGGCCAGUACACCUGUCACAAAGGAGGCAAGGCUCUGAACCAUUUGCUUCUGCUGCUUCACAAAAAGGAAGAUGGAGUUUGGUCCACUGAUAUUUUAAAGGACCAGAAAGAACCCAAAAAUAAGACCUUUCUAAGAUGCGAGGCCAAGAAUUAUUCUGGACGUUUCACCUGCUGGUGGCUGACGACAAUCAGUACUGAUUUGACAUUCAGUGUCAAAAGCAGCAGAGGCUUUUCUGACCCCCGAGGGGUGAUGUGCGGAGCACCUAUGCUCUCUGCAGAGAGGGUCAGAGGGGACAGCAAGGAGUAUGAGUACUCGGUGGAGUGUCAGGAGGACAGUGCCUGCCCAGCCGCUGAGGAGAGGCUGCCAAUUGAGGUCAUGGUGGAUGCCGUUCACAAGCUCAAGUAUGAAAACUACACCAGCAGCUUCUUCAUCAGGGACAUCAUCAAACCUGACCCACCCAAGAACUUGCAGCUGAAGCCAUUAAAGAAUUCUCGGCAGGUGGAGGUCAGCUGGGAGUACCCUGACACGUGGAGUACUCCACAUUCUUACUUCUCCCUGACAUUCUGCGUUCAGGUCCAGGGCAAGAGCAAGAGAGAAAAGAAAGAUAGAGUCUGCGUGGACAAGACCUCAGCCACGGUCAUCUGCCGCAAAAAUGCCAGCGUUAGUGUGCAGGCCCAGGACCGCUACUAUAGCUCAUCUUGGAGCGAAUGGGCAUCUGUGCCCUGCAGUUAGGUUCCAAUCCCAGGAUGAAAAUUUGAAGGAAAACUGGAAGAUAUUAAGCAAUAUGUUUAAAGACAGAAUAGAAUUGACCCAAAAAGAUAUUUUCUAUCUGAUUUGCUUAAAAAAAUUUUUUUAGGGUCACAAUGAUAUCUUUGCUGUAUUUGUAUAACUAGAUGCUAAAUACUCAUUGAAACAAUCAGCUAAUUUAUGUAUAGAUUUUCCAGCUCUCAAGUUGUCAUGGACCUUCGUGCUAUUUAAAUAUUUAAGUAAUUUAUGUAUUUAUUAAUCUGUUACUGUGAUUUAACAUUUGUGUGCCAGGACGUAUUGAAUGUUUCAUAGUCUCACGACCUGAUCCAUCAGGGUCAGUCCUAUUAUGCAAAAUGUGAAUUUAAUUUUAUUUAUAUUGACAACUUUUCAAGCAAGGCUGCAAGUACAUCUGUUUUAUGACAAUCAGGAAGAACACAGUGUCCUGAUACCAGUGCCAUCAGAUAUUAGUGAUGGAUGGGAACACAAGAGAUACAUAAAUAGAAACCUGACGAUGCAAACCUGUUGAGAAGAUCCUGGAGAAGAAGAUGCUAGGAUGCUAGUUCUCAUGUCUGUGAAGACUUCCUGGAGGUGGUGGUGAUAAAGCAAUUUAGGGCCACUUGCACUUCUAAGCAAGUUGAAUCUUUGGAUGCCCAAAUUUUGAAAUGGCUAAAAAAAAAAAAGAAAAUGAUUGACCAGGCUGGGAAACAUAGCAAGACCCCCGUAUCUACAAAAAAAUUAAAAGUUAUCCAGGCAUGGUGGCUCAUGCUUGUGGUCCCAGCUAUUCAGGAGGAUGAGGCAGGAGGAUCACUUGAGCUCAGGAGGUCAAGGCUAUGAUGAGCCCUGAGUGUGUCACUGCACUCCAGCCUAUGUGACAGAAUGAGACCCAGUUUAAAAAAAAAAAAAAAAAGAUUGAAAUUAAAACUCAGCUUUAGCUUCAAUGGCAGUCCUUACCUCCACCUCUCUACAAUACACACGAGGAUGACACAAAAACACCAUAAGCGUCUGGAAGGCAAAAUGAUUUUAAGAUUCAAGAGAGAGGACAAGCAGUUAUGGCUAAGGACAUAAA